CUCUUUACUAAAUGCAGAUAUGCAAAGAAACCAAUUUCAAUACAUUCAAUGACAAUGAUGGAUGCUAUUACAGGAAGGUGCUAAAAGAGCCCUUUUUCAAAAUAGUAAAAUUUUGGCUUUCAAAUGUGUCAAGAAGUGGAUCUAGCAAUCUUAUUUUCUCCAACUGAUUCAAGCGUGGGCUUGCCAAUAGAUUUGUUUCUAUUUCAAAUCGUUAUAAAGAAAUAAGAUGAAUUUUUAAAGGCAUUGACACUGCCAGACAAGGUCCAGCACUACUCAUACAUCGUGAGCCAUAAGUCCAUCACCAUAAGUCAAUAUGAUUAUUUUGUAACAUUAGUGAUUUUGGGUCUGAUGCCAACUUCAAUUUCAGAAAUCAUGAUCAGGUUGAUAUUGACGAUUCUAAUGCCUUCGGUAUGCGCACAACUUUGUGAGCUCCCGUGGAAGCCGUUGAGCCCGCCCUAUGACGGAGCCGAAGUUGAUUCCUGUUUCCAAUCUUUUGAUGACAUCGAGACAUGGCACACGGCCAAGAUGAAGUGCUCUCUUUUAAACGCGCGGCUAAUGGAAAUCGUGUCACCCAAUCAGGAAAGAAGCUUAUUGCGGGCGCUUCAACAAGACGAUAAAAAUGCUCAAUACUGGAGUGGCGGUAACUCCAUUGCCACGCUUAAUAAGUGGGUUUGGGCGUCAAGUGGACAAAGAAUCUUCCCAUACGUAAAUUGGGGCACCAACAUUGAAUCUCCCAAUGGCUGCUUAGCUUUGGAUGUACUUGAAAAAUCGUGGGCUGCCCCUAACUGCGCCGAUAAGCUUGGAUAUGUGUGCGAACGAGGUAUUUCUGGGCGGACAUCAGAAGGACGUGAAAUCAUCCAUCUAAGAAACGAAGUGAUUCAAAUGCCUACAACAAUAUUUGGAAAAAGAGUUUCCAUUGUGUCCGAAGUUCAGAUACAAUUCUCUACUUCUGCUUUUGACGGGACUCUUCUGACGUACGCUAUUCCACCAAACCAUGAGAAAACUUCAUUUAACAUUAUUGUUGAAAUGGGAAUGCUAGUCUUUUUGACCAACGGAAAAAGACUAAAAUCGCUCUCAUUUGUCAACGAUGGAGAACUUCACCAGGUGGCGAUUGGAUAUAAAGAAGAAAAUUCAAUCUACUUUAAGGUUGAUAACGAAUCAAAGUCCUUUGUCACAUUUCAAGGUUACGGAAUUGUCUUAGACUUCCUAAAAAUAGGCAAUUCGGACAAUGAUCUGGGUUCAGAAACUUGUCUUUACUCAGUGGUUGUGGAUUCAAUAAGAGGGAACAUCAUAUCAGCCAUACCAGAGUCAAAUGAUGUCAUCAAUGACAGCCAAUGCUUCAGGCAAAAACCAAAUCCGAGCACAAAUGCAUCAUCAGCACAAACAUCAAGACCUUCUGAUCCUUCAACAAAGGAACAAAUUCCCACCAAGCCACCUUUCAAUACUUUUCCUACCAAACCAUCGUUCAAUUCAAAUUCUAAUAUUCCCCCCAUAACCACCAUUUUAGCAAAAAGUACCAAAAAAUCAAUGGUAACGACGAUGAGAACAACAAAAACAACAACAACAACAACAACAACAACAACAACAACAACAAAUAAUAAUAAUACUACUACUACUACUACUACCACUAGCGAUACUAGAACUACUUCCACAACUAUUGCUGCCACUACUCCUACUCCUACUCCUCCUACUACUACUACUACUUCAACUACUGUGACGAACAGAUCGACCCAAAUGUCCUGCCCUAAGAAUUUGGUCUCAUUUACGGAUAGGAGUUACCUGCAGUUACACGGAAGACUACUUGGCUCUGUCAACACACAUGAGAAUGCGGAUUUCACAAUCGAAUUGGCGAUCAAAACAAAUUCAACUGAUGCUUUAUUAUUGUUGCAAGAUGGAAGCACCAGUUCCUUUGAAAUUCAGAUAAAAAACGGUUUCAUUGAAGCAAAGGUGAAGAAACACUCAGUUGAAAGGCAAUUGAGGCUACGAAUGAAUUAUGGCGUGGAUGAAAAAAUUACACUGCUGACAGAGAACCAAACACUUAUCUUGAGAACUGAUUCAAAUAGAACAGAUAUUGAUUGGGUGUCUGGACGUUUCGAUCUUGACACCAAGAAUUCAUUGUUUAUAGGUGGAAGUGACAACCCCAAAUAUCCUUCCAUGAAAGGAUGCCUGACGCAGUUGUCUGUGUCCAUCACCGAAGCUCAAGUUAUGUAUGGUGGAAAAAUUGACUUCACCCAACCCGGCUUGGGUUUAAAAAUGUUUGGAACGUCAUGCCCUGAACAAUGCUAGACAAUAUACACAAUGUUCAAAUAGCCUUUCAGGCCAGCGAUAUACAUAUUCUGUUGCAUUCUUCAAUUGAAUAAAAACUGACUUUGGGUAUGUUUCAA
Tigriopus californicus is the source of this 2384-nucleotide messenger RNA. RefSeq lists its product as uncharacterized. The record is from RefSeq and is a predicted model, not a curated record. The transcript has 7 exons. Bases 349 to 2286 code for a protein of 645 amino acids. Gene Ontology annotation, molecular function: signaling receptor activity. Lineage: Eukaryota; Metazoa; Arthropoda; Copepoda; Harpacticoida; Harpacticidae.